Coccinella septempunctata (seven-spotted ladybird) is the source of this 1504-nucleotide messenger RNA. Its product is annotated as PI-PLC X domain-containing protein 1-like. Bases 172 to 1377 code for a protein of 401 amino acids. Gene Ontology annotation, molecular function: phosphoric diester hydrolase activity. Lineage: Eukaryota; Metazoa; Arthropoda; Insecta; Coleoptera; Coccinellidae. The record is from RefSeq and is a predicted model, not a curated record. Gene Ontology annotation, biological process: lipid metabolic process. The transcript has 5 exons.
AUGGUGUCAAUUGGCUCUUUAACAGAGUCAUCUCUGGGUGGCUCAGCGAAUCUUAUAUUGAUUUAAAAUUCGCACGCAAAGAUUAUAGCACGUGCAUAACACCACUGCGAGUCAUGUUUUCGUUUGUCAUAAAAUUAUUAUUUUAAAUAGUUCAUUUUUGCACUAAGUGAUAUGUAUCGGAGUGGAAGUGUAUUCAUAACUGUCAAUUCGUUGAAAGAUGCUUUCAUUGAGCUCAAUUGGGAUCCCACAACUUCAGAGGAUGGAAGGGGUCCAGAACACAUAGCAUUAUAUAAUUGUGAUAUUAGGAAAACGUCCGUCUGUGAAACCCAUUUAUACGUCAAGAUUAGAGCUAGAGAGCACCCGAAAGGUUAUUACAAGACCCAAAUCAAAUUCAACCUGAGCAAACUUCCCGGCAACUGGUGCUACAAUUCAACCAGUCCAGGCCAUGCUGGUCCACAAGAUCUACCGUAUUGGAUCGUGUCUUUCACAGAAGACCUGCAGAUUAUCGAUAUCCAGUCCAUGAAGAUACAACCGACAUGGAUGGGAGAUCACAGUGACACUCUUGGACACCAGCACAUAGGAAAUCUCAUAAUACCAGGCACUCACAACUCAGCCUGUUGUGUGGGAGCUCCAUUCUUCACCAAAGACUACGUGAUAAAUCAAGAUAGGACCAUUUGGGAACAGUUGGUAUUCGGCAUAAGGUAUCUGGAUCUGCGAAUAGCCUGUUAUUUUGAAGUUGAUGAUAGGCCUGCGUUUCACAUAAACCACGACUUCAUCAGGGUACAGAGGGUUGAGAGGGUAUUCGAAGAGAUAAAGAAAUUCCUGGAGAGGUCGCCGAAAGAAGUGCUUAUAGUCGAUUUCCACCGUUUUCCAAGGCCGAAGAAAUGGCUUGACCAUCUGCAUGAUAUGUUCAUACAUUACACUUUUAACGAGUUGGGUCCAUAUGCCUACGUGAGAAAUGCAUCCGUCCAUCCUAAAGGUCCCACGUUGAAUGAGAUAUGGGCUGCUAGGAAAAACAUAAUUUUUACACACGCUGAGUGGUGUUACACCGAAAAAUAUUUGUGGUUGUGGCCUUCCAUACCACACGCCUGGGCAGACACGACCUGCGUACUCUCCCUCAAGCAAUUCCUGGAGAAUUUCCUGAACAGAGACUCGACGAGGCAGGCCAUGUUCCACGCCAUCAUGGCAGAGCUGACUCCCACCUUCAAAGACGUGCUGUUGAGGAGGAACAAGUUGAGGAAGUUGGCCAACGACGUCAAUCCCAAUUUGACCAGAUGGGUGAAGGAUUGGAACCACAGGGUCAACAUAGUCACCUCGGAUUUUUUCUUGGGGAACGACCUAAUAAACUUAGCGAUCUACAUAAAUAGCAGUAGGUAAUGAAGAAGGAUUUUUAUACCAUAUACACGUGUAAUUUAUACUCACUUGUUGAAUGUGUCGAGGUAAAUUUAAUUUUGUAUUAGAAUGUUGAAACUGUAACCGGAAAUAAAGCACAUUAUUGAUAAAA